AUGGUAGGUGGGGAUGAGGAUGGAUUUUCUAUUGAAAUGUACCACAAUGGUGAACUAAGAGGUAACUAUUAUGUGAAUGGGUCUGUUGAUUGGUUUGAUUAUUGUGAUAAGAAUACAAUGUCAAUGACUGAGAUAGAUGGCAUGGUAAAGGAGUUAGGGUACAAAGAUAUCAUUAACUACUGGUACAGUAUUCCAGGUGGUUAUUUUGAUGGUGGCCUAGUUAAGCUGAGUGAGGAUGCAUAUGUCUUAGACAUGCUACUAUUUGUGCCAGACACUAGGUUGAUAAAUAUAUUCUUAGAACAUGUGUUGGCAUGCAGUCAUGAGCAAUUUUACAGUCAAGUGGCUUCAAACAUAUUUAUAAAUUUUGAUGAUGAUUUUGGGACCAACAUUGGGGUAGUGAUUAAAGAGCUUGUUGACAAUUAUGGUGCCAUUGUUCCAAUUGGGAGGGGAGUAUCCCAAGUGGGAGAGGUGGACAAGACAAAGAGUUGA
This is a messenger RNA of Prunus armeniaca (apricot), 489 nucleotides long. Lineage: Eukaryota; Viridiplantae; Streptophyta; Magnoliopsida; Rosales; Rosaceae. The record is from the annotation of a GenBank genome assembly.